CGCCGUAAACAGACAACAUGGCGGCGGCGGCGGCGGCGGCACCGGGGGCUCUGGGCGCCUGGCAGGCCGGCCGCGCCCGCCUGGUGGCCGCUUGCAGUGCGCCGCUCGGCCCUCGGUGGACGCUGCCCGGCUCCGUGACGGGCCAGCGGCUGGGGUCGGCCAUCUGGGCCCGGGGCUGGGCGCCCGCGGCCGGGGGGCUGCCCCUGCGGCGGGGCUACAGCUCCGAGGUGAAGACGGACGACGAGCUGCGGGUACGGUACCUGGAGGAGGAGAACCGAGGAAUUGUGGUGCUUGGAAUAAACAGAGCUCAUGCCAAAAAUUCAUUCAGUAAGAAUCUCGUUAAAAUGCUCUCAAAAGCUGUGGAUGCUUUAAAAUCUGAUAAGAAAGUACGGACUGUAAUAGUGAGGAGUGAAGUCCCAGGGAUAUUCUGUGCUGGUGCUGACCUUAAGGAAAGAGUCAAAAUGAAUUCUAGUGAAGUUGGCCCUUUUGUCUCAAAAAUAAGAGCAGUGAUUAAUGAAAUUGCGAACCUGCCAGUGCCGACAAUCGCUGCCCUCGAUGGACUCGCUUUAGGCGGUGGUCUGGAACUGGCAUUAGCAUGUGACAUCAGAGUGGCAGCUUCCUCUGCCAAAAUGGGCCUGGUUGAGACAAAGUUGGCGAUUAUUCCCGGUGGAGGGGGGACACAGCGCCUGCCGCGCGCCAUUGGGAUGUCCCUAGCCAAGGAGCUCAUCUUCUCUGCACGGGUGCUCGAUGGCCAAGAAGCCAAAGCAGUGGGCUUGGUCAGCCACGUCCUAGAGCAGAACCAGGAGGGUGAUGCUGCUUACAGAAAGGCCUUGGACCUGGCGAGAGAGUUCUUACCUCAGGGACCUGUUGCAAUGCGAGUGGCAAAAUUAGCAAUUAAUCAGGGGAUGGAGGUCGAUUUAGUAACAGGGUUGGCCAUAGAAGAAGCUUGUUAUGCUCAGACCAUUCCCACGAAGGACAGACUCGAAGGGCUUCUGGCUUUUAAGGAGAAAAGGUCCCCUCGCUAUAAGGGGGAGUAGACAGACAGCGAGCGGCCUGGGAAGUGCCGGUGCAACAUGUGCUUCCGGGAAUGGCUCAGCGCCUCAGCACCGUGGCCGGAGCGAGGAGCGGCGAGCCGGAGGCGCCCCUGGAGGCGACCCACGUGCACGUGUCCCACUGUGUAAUGCCACUCAGCCAGUGUAAGCUAGUGUCCCGUCGAAACAGAUCCAAACGUAGGUAGGCUUUUACAAUAUUUCCUGCAUAUGAAGCUUUCUGUUCUUAGUUUUUUAUGUGAAUAAUGUAUAUACUGCACUCCAGGGAUAAUGUUGAUUGUAAGUCUACUGUGCUGCAAUAUGAAAAUAAAAUUAUUUCUAUAGACCCAAAAUGAGAAGUUAUACAAGUAAAGUUUCUAAGGGAACAUACACACAUGCACACACACAUGCAUCUCACACUGAAAAAUGAAUGGAUAGAUAUUCUAAGUGAAAUUGAUCAGAUCUAAAUAAAAUUGGUGAAAAGUAAA
Eptesicus fuscus (big brown bat) is the source of this 1516-nucleotide messenger RNA. RefSeq names its product AU RNA binding methylglutaconyl-CoA hydratase (gene AUH). The transcript has 10 exons. The record is from RefSeq and is a predicted model, not a curated record. The coding region runs from base 18 to 1037 and encodes 339 amino acids. Gene Ontology annotation, cellular component: mitochondrion. Gene Ontology annotation, molecular function: enoyl-CoA hydratase activity. Gene Ontology annotation, biological process: fatty acid beta-oxidation. Lineage: Eukaryota; Metazoa; Chordata; Mammalia; Chiroptera; Vespertilionidae.